CCACUAUAUCCGUAUCUUAAAUUACAUAAUGCCACAAAGGGUCAAUUGUUUCUUCUAAAAGCUGUCCCAACUUCCCUUCUGGCAAUGAGACAAUAGUUUUCUGGAUCGUUGGCUUGCCUUGCGUAGCAAAAUUCUUCGUACACAAAAAUGACGUAACAGCACGUAGCAGUCACACAUUCACGCAUGCGUCAUAAUUAUUUUGGUUUCCAAUGGAGGAACUGAGGCAAUGAAGUCUUGAAAGCAAAUGAAAGAUCUAAGGAUUGUUAACUUUAAAUUCAAAUACUUCUAGAGAUGAUUCACUUGUAAAUAUGCAGGCGAUAACCUUAACUGGCAACAACACAAUGGCGCUGUCAACGUCAGGACGCAUUUUGACGAGCACUUCUCCGAUUCCGGGCCUAAAUAAAGCGGCUUCAAGUGGUACAAGCAACAGUGACUCAGACUUUUAUAAGGGACUUGGGCUUGCGCUCAGUUCUUGUUUGUUCAUUGGAACUAGCUUCAUCGUCAAGAAGAAAGGGCUGCUCAGAGUGGCAAGUGGCUCAGGAAGUAGAGCAGGUCAAGGUGGAUUUGCAUAUCUGAAGGAAUGGAUGUGGUGGACUGGAAUGAUAACAAUGAUUGUUGGUGAGGCAGCCAAUUUCUCUGCAUAUGCAUUUGCCCCAGCCAUUUUGGUAACUCCAUUAGGAGCUCUUAGUGUUUUAGUAAGUGCAAUACUGGCAUCGUAUCUGCUCGAUGAAAAGCUGAAUUUAUAUGGAAAGAUUGGCUGUUUUUUAUGCAUACUUGGAUCAACAAUUCUAAUUAUUCAUGCUCCUCAAGAGGAGAAUGUAUCCACCAUGGAGGAGCUUUCUGUAAAGCUAAGAGAUCCUGGUUUCAUCUCAUAUACAGUUCUUGCAAUUGGUGCUGCAAUGUUCCUUAUCAUAAAGAUUUCGCCAAAAUACGGGAGAGAAAACAUCAUGGUGUACAUAGCAAUAUGUUCCCUGAUUGGUUCCUUAACAGUCAUGGCAUGCAAGGGGCUUGGCAUUGUUCUGAAGCGAACUUUUGCUGGCUACAGUGAGCUGGCCAAUCCAGUUUCGUGGAUGCUUCUCAUAUCCUGCGUUGCCUGUGUUCUUACCCAGAUGGUUUAUCUCAACAAGGCCUUAGAUAUUUUCAACACCUCUAUUGUGACACCAAUUUACUACGUUAUGUUUACAACAUGUACAAUUUCUGCGUCAGCAAUACUUUUCAAAGAGUGGGAAAACCUUGGUUCAAGAGAUGUUCUUGGCGCGCUCUGUGGUUUUCUAACAAUAAUUGUUGGUGUAUUUUUGUUACAUGCCUUCAGGGAAUUCAGGUUUUCUCUGAGAGAACUUUUUUCAAUAGCAAGUAGCAACAGUAAUGGUGUACGUAGAAUGGAAGGGGAACAGAAAGUGUUGAUGUCAGAGCUGCAGGACAAUGAAAGUGAUGAAGAAAUAGAGUUCAUAUCUACAAAUAAUCUUAACAGUAAUCACAUUAAUAAUGACAGAAUAAGUCACACAUUUUGAAGUAUUUCUAGUAGAGUUAAUCCAACCGGAUUUUAGGUAUCGAUUUCUAACGAUGCGUUAUUUAAUUCUGAAAGAUGUGUGUUUACACAGUAGUUAAACUAACUUUUUUGUUAACUAUGAUAUUGUCGAUGGGAUCUUCAGAUCUUUAAAGCUAUGAUAAUCUUCAAAGCUAUGAUAAUCUUUAAACUCUUUCAAUCAAUGCCUUUCAAGGAGUUUGUAUAUGACAACAUUUUAACCUUCACAUCUUACCAGAAAAUAUUCAGCAAAUACAAUAGUGGUUAUCUGCCUCAAAGUUUUAGAAAGUCAUACAAUUUACUUUGUGGCAUAAACUUUGUAUCCUCGAGAACCUUCGUAAAUUUGUACUAUGUUUUAUAAGAUUUAGCAACCGUCUGUUAAUCCGACUAAAAAGCUCUUUACAACUUGCUGUAAAUAGUAAUUUUCAUUGCUCUUAGCAGGAAAAUUUGUAAUUA
Molecule: messenger RNA, 1981 nt
Organism: Rhopilema esculentum
Lineage: Eukaryota; Metazoa; Cnidaria; Scyphozoa; Rhizostomeae; Rhizostomatidae
Product: magnesium transporter NIPA2
Biological process (GO): magnesium ion transport
Cellular component (GO): membrane
Molecular function (GO): magnesium ion transmembrane transporter activity
Source: RefSeq, a predicted model, not a curated record